GCAGCAGAAAGGAAAUGUGUCAUCUGUGGUUUGGUUUUAAAAGUGGAAAGCUAGCUGUACAUAUCCUUUUUUUUUUUUUUUUUUUAACUGCAGAUUUACUUUAAGGUUCAUAUUCUCCAAGUCUAUUCUGCUUUAAAUUACUUGGAGGCUGUGCUUCAAGACAAGAAAAGAAGUGGCUUAUUAAAAUCAGGUUAUAAUCAGAUUUUGACCAAGAAUUUGUAAGAUUGCCAGCAUAUUCAUGGACAUGGAGCAUACAGGACUUUACCUGCAUCUUGCCCUUCUGACGACAACAGUUUUUUCUUGGUCUCCUGGAAUAAACGCAAACUAUACCCAUCUGUGGGCUAACAGUACUACUGUCUGGGAUCCAGAUAUUCAAAAUAAGCCGGGCAGAAACCAAAAUGAAAACAUUAACACAAACCCUACAACUUCUACAGUAGAUAAAAGAGGUAACUCUAUAAACAGGACUGAAAUAUCAACAUCAUCUCAGGUCACAUCUCUAACUCCUAUAUCGGAACUGGAGCUUUAUAUACCUUCUGUCGUCAGGAACAGUUCUCCAACAGUACAGAGCACGGAAAACACAACCAAAGGUCACCGUGAAAUUUUCAAAAAAGAGGUCUGUGAGGAAAACAACAACAAAAUGGCUAUGCUAAUUUGCUUUGUUAUAAUUGCAGUGCUUUUUCUUAUCUGCACCCUUCUAUUUCUCUCAACUGUAGUUCUAGCAAACAAAGUCUCAUCUCUCAGACGAUCAAAACAAGUAGGCAAGCGUCAGCCUAGAAGCAACGGUGAUUUUCUGGCAAGCAGUGGUCUCUGGCCUGCUGAAUCAGACACUUGGAAAAGAGCACAACAGCUCACAGGGCCCAACCUCAUGAUGCAAUCUACUGGAACACUCACAGCUACAAGGGAAAGAAAAGAUGAAGUAGGAACUGAAAAACUCACUACCUAACAGGCGCUUUAGUCAAGAAAAAUGCAAAGGAGCAAUGAGAAAGUUUAUGAAGUAAAAAAAUGACAUCAGUUUGAUAUUUAAUGCCAACAUGUUGGUUUGGUGGUCUAAAAUUUGUUGACAUGGCAGCCCUGCAAUUUAGAAUCCAGCAGGUGAGAAGGGGAGAAGUUUGCCCACCUUCUCAAUUACUUAAACUGUGUACUUUUGUCCUGACACUGAGUAUUUUAAAAAGUAAAUAACCAAACACCUGAGAAUGUGGGGAAGGUUUUAAAGACGAGUUGAAGGAACUGACUAAUGGGGAGGCAGAAAGGGACAAUUAAAUAAAUAUUUCCUGUUCAGCAACAGUAGUUAGAUGAUCUUUGUCUGAAUGCAAUUGAACUUUGAAGAGUUUUAGUGUGUCCUUAGAGGCAAGUAUAUGCUUCAGCAUCUAACAGAAGCCAAAUUCCUAGUGCGUAGAGUUGAACUGCAGUUUAACGGUAUCUUUGCCGAACGUGACAGAAUCUGGACCAGCUUAUACAUCAGCACAGCUAAUUUUAUGCCAGAUGUUUUCAUCUUUACAUAUGGCACACAGAAGAAAGUGUUUUUCUACUAUAAAUAUUUAAUUAAAACUUUUAAUUUUGUAUAAUUAAGACUCAUUAGAAUAAAACUGACUACAUAUAAUUGUAUUCCGUUUAUUAUCUUAGGCAACACACUGUAAAGAUCAAUAAGAAAUAGAGCUUAACUGAAACAGAUGAGAUUGUAACCACAACAGAA
Neomonachus schauinslandi (Hawaiian monk seal) is the source of this 1693-nucleotide messenger RNA. It is a transcript of the gene EVI2A, whose product is annotated as ecotropic viral integration site 2A. The record is from RefSeq and is a predicted model, not a curated record. The transcript has 2 exons. Bases 239 to 943 code for a protein of 234 amino acids. Gene Ontology annotation, cellular component: membrane. NCBI's taxonomy places the organism in Eukaryota, Metazoa, Chordata, Mammalia, Carnivora, Phocidae.